Molecule: messenger RNA, 447 nt
Organism: Cetraspora pellucida
Lineage: Eukaryota; Fungi; Glomeromycota; Glomeromycetes; Diversisporales; Gigasporaceae
Source: the annotation of a GenBank genome assembly
AUGCUGUCUUGGAAAUUCACAACUUUACUUCUUCUGUUCUCUUUGCUGUUUAAUGUUGUGUUCACUUCUCCAAUUGAAGUAGCACGAAUCCGUAAAAAGUGUCGCGGUCUACAGGUCGUCUACCCGGCUCGUAGUGGAAUUAUUUACAGAGAUGGUGAAUCCCAAUGGGUAAUGCUUCGAUCCAGAGGCAUUCACUCCGAUCCGGUCAUCUUGGUCAAUAGAAUUCGACUUUACUACGUUGAACCUGAUACAGAGAAUUAUAAAGUUGUUAAAACUCUUAGUACCGUAACUAAACCCGUGCGUAAAGGUUCUAUUACGAAUUUUAAAAUUAAAUUAUCUAUUCCAAAGAAAUUUGAGAUUCCUGGUAGAUACUUCUACAGGAUUUAUGGCAUGACUAUUAGUGGUAGAACUUGCUACGUUGAUAGUGUUAAAUUCAACAUUAUGUAG